Molecule: messenger RNA, 1160 nt
Organism: Vigna umbellata (rice bean)
Lineage: Eukaryota; Viridiplantae; Streptophyta; Magnoliopsida; Fabales; Fabaceae
Product: B-cell receptor-associated protein 31-like protein
Biological process (GO): endoplasmic reticulum to Golgi vesicle-mediated transport; intracellular protein transport
Cellular component (GO): endoplasmic reticulum; endoplasmic reticulum membrane
Source: RefSeq, a predicted model, not a curated record
GCAAUAGAAGCGGUAAGUUAGUUAGAUUCUAGGAUUAAACUUUAUGUUUACGGCAAUCCUAAAUUUUGAAAGCGGAUCAUGUUCAAAGGUCUCCAGUUAUCAAGGGAAGGUUACAUAGGGUGUGUUUAGGAAAACAUUACUGUUAACAUAAUCCAAGAUUUUCUCAACACACCCAUAUACUUGCUUCUUAAUUUUCAAUUUCGGUGCCUUGCAAAUGGAAAACCAAACAUGGGUAUAAUCUCUAAGGAAAACUGAAGAUGAGGAUUUCUUGUUGGCCAAUUUCAGUUUUAUUCUGAUCAACCGAGUUGCCAUUGUUUGCUCUUGUCAAAAGUUAUCCUGAACCUCCUUCGAUCUCGGAAAGAAAAGCAUGGCAUAAUUCUUUGCCCAAUCUCACAAGUCUCCAAAACUAGCUUAUAACCACAUCUCCAAGUCAAAAUCAAGAAUUCAUUUUUUUUACCUGCUCUCAUCUUACGUUCACCACACAAAUCAAGGUUUAAGCAAUUACACAAAGAUGAUACAACCUUUAUUCAUGCUUUUGAUUACCCAGAUGGCAUUAACCUUAGUAUUAUCUUUUGCAAAUCCAAUUCGAAAAUUGGUGGUGAAGGGUCUAGACCUUUCGAAGCAGGGAAGGGGCCCCUUGGUUACAAAAACUGUGGCAGCAACCAUGCUUGUGGUCUUCAGCUCCACCGUGUAUACAAUAACCGAAAUUAAAAAGCGUAUAAAGGAUACUGGCAUAGUUAAUCCCACUGAUGAGGUUCUCAUGGCAUAUCGUCUCUUGGAAGCAUUUUUCUUGGGAUUCUCUCUAUUCCUUGGAUUGGUUAUCGACAGACAACAUUAUUAUAUCAGGGAGAUUAAUUUACUGAGGAGAAGCUUGGAAACAGCGAAAAAACAAAACCUCAGUCCUGAUUCCUCAAAGAGAAGAGCAGCAGUGCCAGAUAAAUAGAACGUGAGACUGAGGUUGCACAUAACCAAUGUCCUGAACAGGAAAAAUCUGAAGGAGACUAUGAACUGUUGCAUGUCCUUGUAGGAAUGUUCAACACUCAGAAUUGAAUCGAGCAUACGUGUAUAAUUGUUCUAAUUGUGUCUGUGUUCAUAUUAAUUAUUUAUUUUACUUUUAUGUAACAAUAAUUACUGAAUAUAAGUAAAGUUUCACAUUUGAA